CAGCCGCAGUGGAGACCGUGCGUCCUAUACGGCGCACUGAUUGACUGGCGCUUCGGAACGCCAACACAUCGAUCGCUGCGUGCCGCGCGCCCAGCGAAAUCCAGCUUGUUCCAUCCCUGCGGUGCAAAAAACGCUCAGUGACCCUGCAGACCGACUGCACCAAAAUACGGCAUCAGAGAGCGGCGCAGCAGAAAGAUGCAGAUAUUCGUCAAGCCGUACGACCGCACGCUGACCCUCGACGUCCGGCCGUCCGACACCGUCGCUAUCGUGAAAGGCAUGAUCCAACACCGGACCGCAGAUAUGAUUAUACUCGACGAGGCUAUUCCAGCCCACAAGAUGUGCCUCGCCUACGCGGCCAAACCGCUCGCCGAGGACUAUCGGACGCUAGCGGAUUACGGCGUCCGGAAUCUAGCCACGCUCACCUUUGGAAUCAACGUGUCCGCAAAGCCGCCGCAAGCUCGUCACGUGCUGUACCUCGAUUAUCCCACCGACCGGAAGGCGUUCUCGUCGGAUUGCUUCUACGAUGUCGAGCUUGACACGAGUGUCCGGGACCUGAAGCGGAUGGUCCUGCUCAAGGAUAAUAUCGUUAUUACUCGCAUGUUCGAUAUAUUUAGGGAUGGUAGCAAUCGCACGGAGCUGAAGAUUGGCGGCGUUAUACUGGAAGCCAUACUUUCGGAUCACGCGCGCGAGAACACGCUGCCAACGCUUAAGGUAACUCACUUCUCGCGGCGCGCGCGCGCCUCAAGAAAUGUGACUCGACUCGCCACGGACCUCUUGCGCGAGGUGCUCUCGUACAGCGACUUGCGGAUGCUUGCUGCGAGCGCCUCGACGUGUCGCACGCUCCGCGAGGCCAUCCCGCCGAAGUUCGCGCACGAGCUGGUCCUGGCGCGGUUCCCGAUCCUGUCGACGAUCGUCGACGUGUCCACACCGAUGCCGCCGGCGCGGGAGCUGUUCGAGUCGCAGACGCGCCUCUUCGACGGUGUUCGGCGCGUCUCGCCGAUGCGCGGCCUGGACGAAUAUGUCUUCUCGCUCGAGCUCACGGUCUAUGCUCGACGGGAGGCCUUGUGCCACGUGGGCACCGGCGUGGUGGUCGAAGACUCGUCGGAGCCGCGGAUUCGCUUUGACGUGCCAACGGCUCUGUGGAUAGGAGCUGUUGACGAGUCAGGACCUGAACUCAUGGUGAAAAUCAUGGCGACGCGGCGGGGGACAUUCCGACGAGCAGGAAUCUACGAGGGCGGUCUGGACGAUGUAGUGGAGAAUGAAAUUGAUUUUGCUUGGAAUCACGCCCCGACCCAAACUGCGUCUCAGACGUGGAUCACACUCGGCGUCAAUAAUAACAUAGUCUACAGCCCGAUGAUGGAUGUCAAAUGGCAUUACUCGCCCGAGGCUGGAACGUGCGAGCUCAUCGCUAAGUUUAGGUGGGACGCGGAAGACGACGUUAUUGACAUGAGCCUCGAGGACGCGUGCCUCAUGCUCGAGCACUGGUGUAAGUUGUGA
Messenger RNA from Pelagomonas calceolata, 1497 nucleotides. The record is from the annotation of a GenBank genome assembly. NCBI's taxonomy places the organism in Eukaryota, Pelagophyceae, Pelagomonadales, Pelagomonadaceae.